Molecule: messenger RNA, 2515 nt
Organism: Panicum hallii
Lineage: Eukaryota; Viridiplantae; Streptophyta; Magnoliopsida; Poales; Poaceae
Exons: 7
Coding region: 209-1981 (590 amino acids)
Biological process (GO): mRNA catabolic process
Molecular function (GO): demethylase activity; mRNA binding
Source: RefSeq, a predicted model, not a curated record
GCGGGGCGGGCGAGGCAGACCCCCACACCGUCUUCCCCUGCUUCCCAAGGCCAGCGGGUCGAGUCGAACCAACGCCAUUACAAAAGCUGCGAGAGAGGCGGAGAGGCGGAGGAAGGUAGGGAAGGAAAGGCGUAGGGAAUUGUGAGGCUGUAGAAGUGAGUGAGAGGGCGAGGGUGGGGAGGCGCGUAGGCUGGCGAUCGCGGGAGCGAUGACGACGGCGGCGGGCAUGCCGGGGUCGCCGGUGGGCUCGGCCGCGGCCGCGGCGGCGGGCGGCCCCGCGGCGCCGGAGGUGGCGGCGAGGGACGCGGUGAUCGGGUGGUUCCGCGGCGAGUUCGCGGCGGCCAACGCCAUGAUCGACGCGCUGUGCGGCCACCUCGCGCAGAUCGGCGGCGGCGGGGCCGAGUACGAGGCCGCCUUCGCCGCGCUCCACCGCCGCCGCGUCAACUGGUUCCCCGUCCUCCACAUGCAGAAGUUCUACCCCGUCGCCGACGUCACCGCCGAGCUGCGCCGCGUCGCGGACGCCCGCGCCGCCGCGGCCGCGGCCGCGGGGUCAUGCUGCUACUCCGAGGAGGAGGAGGCCGCGUCCACGGUGAUCCACGAGCCCAUGGAGGACCUCCCUGCCGAGCCGGAGCCCGACCCCGAGCCAGAACCGGAGCCGGAGGCCGAGCAGGAUCCCGUACAACAGGAUCCGGCCGACGGCGCCGUCGUCAACCCCGCCGCAGACGCGGAGUACCACCACGAGGCGGACGCGGAGGUAGAUUCCUCGGGAGAUUCGUCGGAGCGGAAGGCCGCCUCCACGGAAGACGACACCGCCGCUGACGGACAUCAUACUGAUCAAGGAUCUCAAGGAGAACACAGCCUACCAGAGAGCUAUCCCAUCUGCUCUGACCAUGAGGAGUGCAUUGCCCGUCCCGAGAGGAUCAAGAUCCAGAAAGGUUUUGUGGCCAAGGAGUCCGUGAAGGGGCACAUGGUUAACGUCGUGAAAGGCUUGAAGAUAUAUGAAGAUGUGUUCACAACAUCGGAGAUCAUGAAAGUCGCGGAUUUCAUCAAUGAAAUUCGUCAGGCUGGCAGAAAUGGAGAACUUUCAGGUGAGACCUUCAUAUUCUUCAACAAGCAGAUCAAAGGAAACAAGAGGGAGAUCAUUCAGCUUGGUGUCCCAUUAUUUCAACCUACCACAGAGGAAGCCAAUUGUCACAUAGAACCAAUCCCCCUCGUUCUGCAGGCUGUCAUUGACCACCUUGUUCUUUGGCGUUUAAUACCAGAAAGCAGGAAACCAAACAGUGUCAUCAUCAACUUCUUCGAUGAGGAUGAACACUCGCAACCCUACUUCAAGCCUCCUCAUCUGGACAACCCAAUUUCCACUCUUCUGCUGUCUGAGACUACAAUGGCAUUUGGCAGGUCACUCGUCACUGACAGCAACGGCAACUACAAGGGACCCCUCACACUCUCACUAAAGCAAGGGUCCCUCCUAGUCAUGCGUGGGAACAGCGCCGACAUGGCGCGCCACGUGGUGUGCCCGUCGUCCAACCGGCGCGUGAGCAUCACGUUCGCUCGCGUGAGGCCGUCCACGCCGGUGGACCUGAGCCCGCUCCCGUCGCCCACCAAGGCCAUGACGCCCUGGCAGCCGCAGCCGGCCGCGGCCGCCCAUGUGGCGGCGCCCGCGUGCUUGGCGCAGAAGGCCCCAGUCAGCGGCGCCAUCAUCGGGUACGCCCCGGCGCCGCAGGCCGUGCUGGCGCCGGCCGCGUGGGGCAUGGCCGUGCGCGCCCCUAUGAUGAUGGUGGCUGCGGCGCCCGCGCGGCCCAUGGUGAUGGCCUCCUCCGGCGCCGCCGGCGGCAACGUCGGCAAGCGGAUGGGCAGAAGCGGCACCGGCGUGUUCCUGCCGUGGACGGUCGGGCCGAAGCGGUACAACAAGCACCUCCCGCCGCGCAUCCAGAAGCGCCGGUUCUCGGCCAUGAUGUCGCCCAUCGAGGCGCAGGGCUGAGACAGAGCCCGCCCGGCGUCACCUCGCCGCUGAACCGAUCGAACCGCCGAGUAGGAAUCAGAAUCACAUCAGACAAUGAGCCAUCGUUCAAUUCGUAGGCGUUCUUGGAGUGUUUUUUUUUUCUCUCGUCUUCGAAGCAAAAAAAAAAGGAAAACAAAAAAGAAGGGUCGAAACGCGAGGGUAGUUGAGUUUGAUCGGGUCGUGUUGAACGUCCCCGCCUGUGUAUUUUCGGUGACCAGCGUCGCGUCGUCGACUCGUCGUCUUUGGAAAGUGGUGCUUUCUUGUGGGUUUUUGCCUGUAAUUUAGCCGGGUUUGUGGGCUUCUGAGUGAAGUAGCGGAGUUCAGAAGCCGUAGAAGAGUAUUGGGGGGUAGGGAUAGGUGAGGUCAGAAUCAGGACAGGAGUUUCUUUUUGUUUUUUCAUUUUUUUUUCUCCCUUUUCGUGUUCCGAGAAGAACCUGAUGGAUGUUGCCGUGUAUGCAUGUCCUGCUGAGUUUGCAGUCCUAUAUAGGUAAAAGAUGCAUCUUGUGUUGCUCA